This is a messenger RNA of Anoplopoma fimbria (sablefish), 2902 nucleotides long. RefSeq names its product endoribonuclease ZC3H12A (gene zc3h12aa). The transcript has 6 exons. Gene Ontology annotation, molecular function: metal ion binding; RNA endonuclease activity; mRNA binding. The record is from RefSeq and is a predicted model, not a curated record. Gene Ontology annotation, biological process: nuclear-transcribed mRNA catabolic process, RNase MRP-dependent; 3'-UTR-mediated mRNA destabilization. Lineage: Eukaryota; Metazoa; Chordata; Actinopteri; Perciformes; Anoplopomatidae. Gene Ontology annotation, cellular component: cytoplasmic ribonucleoprotein granule; nucleus. The coding region runs from base 166 to 2055 and encodes 629 amino acids.
AAAGUUACUGUACUUGGAAACAUUAACGGGACUUGGAAGUGACUUCUGCUGACAAAAGCAACACGGAGAGAAAGAGACUGAGCAGUGGAGUGAGUCGAUAAAUAUCGCCCUGGGGCUGUGUAACACUCCUUCUAUGCUGCUGAAGAGAGGCCCAGACGCUCCAGGAUGGAUUCAGCACUUCCCAGCCAGAGCCAAGUGUUGGACCUGCUUGAACCAGACAGUGAGGAGCUCCAGCUCAGAGUGGACUUCUUCAGGAAACUGGGUUACUCCUCAGCGGAGGUGAAGGCUGCUCUAAGGAAGCUGGGCCUGAGCACUGACACCAACUCGGUGCUGGGUGAGCUGGUUCUGAGCAGGACCGGCGCUGAACCCUGCAUGUCCAGUUCUGACACUGAUGAGAUCAGCACCGGCCAAAAGGACCCACUGCUGCCUCCCAGCUGGGCUGUUGAACCCUGCAGAAUCACCCCACAAUUCGGGGACCGGAGGAAUACGGACACAGAAUUGAGGCCCAUUGUUAUUGACGGCAGCAAUGUUGCAAUGAGUCAUGGGAACAAGGAAGUGUUCUCAUGUCGCGGCAUACAGCUUGCGGUGAACUUCUUUCUGGACAGAGGUCAUAAUACUAUUACUGUCUUUGUUCCGACUUGGCGCAAAGAGCAGCCCAGACCUGAUGCCCCCAUAACAGAUCAACACAUCCUGAUGGAGCUUGAAAAACGGAAAAUAGUGGUCUUCACUCCAUCGCGCCGGGUCGGUGGUAAGCGAGUGGUUUGCUAUGAUGAUCGCUUCAUUGUGAAGGUGGCGUAUGAGUCCGAUGGAGUGAUUGUAUCCAAUGACACCUACCGUGACCUUCAAGGAGAAAGACCUGAGUGGAAGAAAUGCAUCGAGGAGAGGCUUCUCAUGUUCUCCUUUGCAAAUGACAAGUUCAUGCCCCCAGAUGACCCUCUGGGUCGCCAUGGCCCCAGUCUUGACAACCUCCUUCGGAAAAAGCCGCUGCUUACAGAGCAAAAGAGACAGCUCUGUCCUUAUGACAAAAAGUGCACUUACGGGAUCAAAUGUAAGUUCUACCACCCAGAGCGCUCAAACCAGUCCUACCUGUCCUUGGCUGAUGAAUUGAGAGAGAAAGCCCAGAUUUCUACUGUAAAAGAAGAGAGGAAUGCCAGAUCAUCACCCCGACAGCUUCAGUCUGAUCCUGGUCCUGCUCAUAAUGCAUUUUCUCAUCCUAAAGACUCUUACACAGAGCACAUAAGAGACCAGCAAAGUUAUUCACAUCCCGGUCUGGUUCGUGAAAAUUCACUGCUGUACUGGGAGGAACCUAGAAAAAGUCCAAAUCAUAUGCCUUGUCCUGUAACAGGAAGCCAGUCUCAGAAAGAGUGGCCUGGGAUGCACUCCAUGCCAAAUCAUUACUAUAGCAACAUCUCUCACGAGUAUCUGGAUUCUGGCCUUGGCUCUUAUGAGAGUCAGUACUCUGACUAUUCACAUUGCCUCAGCAACUCCCACAGGAUCAGGCCUCAGCAGCAAAGUGCCCUCGCUGGGCCCAGACAUGCCCCAGUGCAUUCAGAGAAAAAUAACACCAGCCAGUCUUGCAGCUGCUGUUCCCAUGUAGUACCAGCUCACCGGCAACAUCAUGGAGACCAGGACUGCAAGGGCCAACCCAAAUACGACCCCUACCCUCCACACAUGUUCCCGGCCGGUGUGCCACACCAAAACAGCCUCCCCAGCCAUCUCCAUUACAGUGGAACCCCACAUCAUCAGCAACAUUACUGGUCGGAUCCCUUUCAGGGGCUACCCCAAGCCAGAACAUCAUGUAGUCUUCCCCCUUCAGCAAAUUCCUCACACCCUCAAAACGGCUCUUACAAGGGCCAACAGUACAAUUCCUGGGGCCAACAACAGUCGUCCUCUGCUGCAUACGACCCACAAAGGUUGGAACUCCGCAAGAAGCUGCAAGCCAUCUUCAACCCACAGCAGGUGGAUACAGUCAUGGAAAUGUUUCCACAUGUGAUGAAUGCGGAGAAACUGGCUGCAGAGAUCCUCAACCUGAAGGCUCAGAGAGGGAUAUUCUGAUAAUUCCUCUGAUGAUUUUCUUCCCUGGUAUCUUCCUCCAUCAAAACUAACAUGAUACUUGUGUUGACUCUUUAUCAUAGCAAACAAGAAAGCUUUGAAGAGGCUUUAAAAGUGUUUAUAGUUGAGUGAUUUAAUAUCUCAUUGAAAGAUGUUUAAUUCUGUGCCUUUACAGCUGUGCAAUUUGCCUUCCUAUUUAUGCAGUCAGUUAUACGCAUUUGUAUGACAUUGUACCCAAAUGUGACCCUAUCAUCCAAUGUUUUGGAUGUAAAGUGCCUCUAGAACAAAAUAUUUAUGACUGAGUUUCUAGAGUUUUGACUUUUGAUGCAUAUUGCAUCAAAUGUGAUACAUUCUUAUCUUUUUUCUCGUGCAUUAAGGCAACGCUGUAUAAAGUAUUACAUUUUAUUUUACUUUCAAUAUAGUUCUCCAGAACAGCUUGUUGUUCAAUAUUAUCUCUCUGAGGUGAAGCUACACAAUAUUACAAUAUGCUGUGGCCUGCCAAUGCAUUCAGUUGGUGUCAAUUCAGUCGAGGAUCUGGGCUCCCACACUGUAUUUAAAAUGAAACCUAACCUACCAAGGAAAAUGAGAAGACUUUGACACUUGCAAAAGGAAUUUGUUGGUGUGUCACCACCCUUUCCUGUAAAUCACCAUCAGUUUCAUGAAAUAUUCUCAGAACAAGUGUUGCUGUAAUACUAUACGUGUAUUUGGAUAACUGUGGGAUUGUAAAAUGACAAUCAAAUGUGGAAUUUAAUCUCAUAAACAUGCAGAUUUAUGUUCUCUUAGAAACUGACUAUGUACAUGUAUCCUGUGAGAUUAAUGCAUAGUUGGCGUAUGUCGGAUUAAAAUAAAA